AUGGUAGUGAAGAAGGGAAAAAAGCUAGAAUACAAGUAUUCCAUUCUAUCCUUUAUCAAUAGCAUUGAUCUAUCCAAUAAUAAGUUAUCAGUGGAGAUUCCUGUGGAGCUAACAAAACUCCAAAAACUGCAAUCUUUGAAUUUAUCGACUAAUCAUUUGAUAGGGAAGAUUCCAACAACCAUGGGGUACUUGACAAUGUCAGAAACUCUUGACCUCUAUGGCAAGAAGUUUUUUGGUGAAAUUCCAGUUAGCAUGGUUUCUUUAACAUUUCUGAAUCAUUUGAACUUCUCAUUCAAUAGCCUGUUUGGAAAAAUCCCAACUGCCAAUCAGUUUCAAACACUCGAUGAUCCAUCAAUCUAUCAAGGCAAUGUCGGCCUCUAUGGAAAGCCUUUGCAAAGUGGUUGUCCAGACAGCAGCCAAUAUGCAACUAGAGGAGAGAAAGAAGAGAAGCAUGGCGAUGCUUAUGAGAUGAUAGGCUUCUUCAUCAGCAUGUCAUUAGGCUUUGCUGUGGGGUGUUUUAGGUAG
Molecule: messenger RNA, 525 nt
Organism: Ziziphus jujuba (common jujube)
Lineage: Eukaryota; Viridiplantae; Streptophyta; Magnoliopsida; Rosales; Rhamnaceae
Product: receptor-like protein 1
Exons: 1
Coding region: 1-525 (174 amino acids)
Molecular function (GO): protein binding
Source: RefSeq, a predicted model, not a curated record